Molecule: messenger RNA, 720 nt
Organism: Prorocentrum cordatum
Lineage: Eukaryota; Dinophyceae; Prorocentrales; Prorocentraceae
Source: the annotation of a GenBank genome assembly
AAGGCCUCGGCACACUCCGACCGCCGCGCCGCGGCGGCCCGCCUGCUCUCCCAGAUGGCCAGCAAGCUCCACAGCCCGCGGCUGUCCACGCUGGCCACGCGGGUCAAGCUUGACGCCUUCGAGCGCGUGAAAAAGGCGAUCGACGACAUGAUCGCUGCCCUCACGGACGAGAAGGCUGCCGAGAUCAAGCACAAGGAUUUCUGCGUGUCCGAGCUGAACGAGAACCAGCUGCAGACCCAGAAGAAGGAGGCCGAGAAGGAGGACCUCUCAGCGAAGAUCGCUACAACGGAGACAACGAUCAGAGACCUGGCAGCCGCCAUCGACACGCUCAAGGCCGAGAUCGCAGAGAUGCAGGUGCAGCUCAAGCGCGCCGGGGAGGACCGCGAGAAGGAGAACGCCGACUUCCAGACCACGGUUGCAGAUCAACGCGAGACCCAGAGGUUGCUGAAGGCAGCGCUCGAGGUGCUGGCGGGCUUCUACGGGAAGUCGAAGGCGGCGGCUCUGGUGCAGCGGCAGGGGCCAGCGGGCCCGGCGCCGCCCCCCGGCUUCGACGAGUACAAGAAGAGCGCCGCCAGCGGCGGGUUGGGUCCGGGCUCCCCCCUACUGGGGUCCGAAUAGACGUCGCGGGCGAAAGGACAUCUCUGGACGGCGGUAGGAUUUAAGUCGGGCAUGUCCCUUUACAGGAGGAGUACUCAAGAAUAAGCAACAAAUAGUCUGCGG